AUGUUGCGGGCCAUGUUGACAGACUUGGUGGCCUUGACUCAUCAUGUCACUGGCUCUCCUGAUUCCAAGCUUGCCAUUGCUCUUGUAUCCGACUUUUUUGGAUACGAAGCGCCAAACUUGAGGUAUAUGGGUUAUUACAUAAUGAAGAUAGUGUUUAUGAGAUAUUUGCAUGGUCUGCCUAAAAUAUCUAGUAUGAUUAAGAAUAUGGAUUCCAAAAGGAUAAUUGAGACUACUGAUUCCGACAAGAAUUCUUUUAAGGCGUCUGUUGAUGCAAAAUCAUUUAUUGAAGCAUUGAAAAGUAAAGGUAUUUCUUCAGAAGGGGCAGCAGACCAGGCUUCUGUUGGGGUGACAUUUGUUGCUUAA
Molecule: messenger RNA, 363 nt
Organism: Ziziphus jujuba (common jujube)
Lineage: Eukaryota; Viridiplantae; Streptophyta; Magnoliopsida; Rosales; Rhamnaceae
Exons: 4
Coding region: 1-363 (120 amino acids)
Source: RefSeq, a predicted model, not a curated record